Emiliania huxleyi CCMP1516 is the source of this 1437-nucleotide messenger RNA. It is a transcript of the gene NHA1, whose product is annotated as NhaA Na+/H+ antiporter. NCBI's taxonomy places the organism in Eukaryota, Haptophyta, Isochrysidales, Noelaerhabdaceae. The record is from RefSeq and is a predicted model, not a curated record. Gene Ontology annotation, cellular component: membrane. The coding region runs from base 1 to 1437 and encodes 478 amino acids. The transcript has 5 exons. Gene Ontology annotation, biological process: sodium ion transport; regulation of pH. Gene Ontology annotation, molecular function: sodium:proton antiporter activity.
AUGCGGGCUAGCACAAGCAUCCUGUUGGCACUGGCAUCGCUCGGGGCAGCCCGGCUGCUGCCCGCUCGCGUGCCUCUGCGCCGGGCGCUGCCGCUGUGCGCUGCUGGCGGACCGCAAAUGGACGGAGCUCCCGGCGCGGCGAUGCAGGCGAGCAUUGCCGAGGUGGCGGUGGAGGCACCGAUGGUCGACGGCGGCCGCGUCGAGGACCACAUCCCUUUGCCGGGCUGGCUGCAGACGCUUAGCGAAGCGCAGGAGGCCGGACUUGGCUCCGCAGCGCUCCUGCUGGCGACGGCCGCCUCGCUCACGCUGGCCAACAGCGCAGGGACCGCCGCGGGCUGGCUGCGCCUGUGGGAGCGGCCGCUCGGCCCAGCGAUCGGCGGGCACGCGCUGUCACUGAGAGCGUGGAUCAACGAGGGGCUGAUGGCGGUCUUCUUCUUCAUCGUCGGCCUCGAGAUGAAGAUCGAGAUGCGCGUCGGCUCCCUGGCGUCCAUGCGCAAGGCGGCCCUGCCUUGCAUCGCCGCGCUCGGAGGCAUGCUCGUCCCGAUGGCGGUGUACUUUGGCGUCGUCUCGAUCUGCUUCAGCGGCGGAUCCCUCGCCGCGCUGACCGUGCCAAUGGCGACCGACAUCGCGUUCGCCAUGGCUGUGUACGGCCUCUUCCGCAAGCGCAUGCCGCCCUCGGCCUCCGCCUUCCUCCUCACCCUGGCCACCGUCGAUGACCUCGGUGCCAUCCUCGUCCUGGCCACUUGCUUCGCCUCCAACGUCUCCCUCCCUUUCCUCGCCGCCGCCGCCGCCGUCACCGCCGGCCUCGCAGCCUUUGGCCGCACCGGCUCCUCCGACCUGAAGGCGUUCGCCGCUGGGGGAGCGGCUCUGUGGUACUGCCUGCUGCGCGCCGGCAUCAACGCAGACAUCGCCGGCGUGCUCGCCGCUUUCUGCAUCUCGACGCGCGCGCAGCACACGGCCCCAUCCGGCGUCUCGGAGGCGCUCACCCACCGCGCCGUCGUGCGCCUCUCGCCCCUCUCCACCUUUGGCAUCAUGCCCCUCUUUGCGCUCGCAAACACUGCCGUCCCGCUCGGCGCGCCUGCCACCGGCGCCGCGGCGGCAGCUUUGGCGCAGGCGUCGCUCGCGCCGGCAGCCGGCAUCGGCGCCGGUCUGCUGCUGGGCAAGCCGCUAGGCAUCUUCGGCGCGUCGCUGCUGGCGUCUCGAUUCGGCGUCGCGUCGCUACCAGCAGGGAUGAGCAAGCGGCACGUGGCGUCGUCAGCGCAUCUUGGCAUCGUUGGGCUGCUCGGCGGCGUCGGCUUCACGAUGUGCUUGCUCCUCACCGAGGUUGCGCUGCCGCCCCCGAUGCGCGGCACGCCCAAACUCGUGGUGCUUCUCUCCUCGCUUGUCGCUUCCCUCGCUGCCGCCGGCUGCAUGCACGUUUUGCUUCCUCUCUGGUAA